Molecule: messenger RNA, 1528 nt
Organism: Cynara cardunculus var. scolymus (artichoke)
Lineage: Eukaryota; Viridiplantae; Streptophyta; Magnoliopsida; Asterales; Asteraceae
Product: RING-H2 finger protein ATL13-like
Exons: 1
Coding region: 4-1380 (458 amino acids)
Source: RefSeq, a predicted model, not a curated record
CAAAUGGAUCGGAAAAUCCUUCUUUCACCUUACGACAGGCCUUAUUACUUCACUCAGCCACCACCUCCGCCGCCGUCGCCACCGCCACCGCUGUUUCCAGCGAUGGCCAGUACCACUUCAAGCUUAAACAACAAGGUGAGUCCAAGUGUUCUGCUAAUCAUCAUCAUCCUUGCCAUCAUUUUCUUCAUCUCUGGGUUGCUUCAUCUUCUUGUUAGAUUUCUUGUGAAACCAUCUACCAGAGACCCUGAUGAAUUUGACAAUGUGACUGCUCUUCAAGGCCAGUUACAACAGCUCUUCACCCUCCAUGAUUCCGGUGUUGACCAGUCUUUCAUCGACGCACUUCCUGUUUUCACUUACAAAUCAAUAAUCGGUGUCAAGAACCCUUUUGAUUGUGCUGUUUGUUUGUGUGAAUUUGAAGGGGAUGAUAAACUUAGAUUAUUGCCUAAAUGUAGCCAUGCUUUUCAUAUGGACUGUAUUGAUACAUGGCUUUUGUCUCACUCCACUUGCCCUCUUUGUAGAGCCAAUUUGCUUUCUGAUUACUCUCCAAACUCUUGUUCACCAUUUGUGCUUGUUCUUGAAUCUGGGAGUGUUGAGAGUUCUAGAGAGAUCGUGGCUGACCCUACAAUUCAAAGGGUCAAUUCCCAUUUGAGUAGUGUUGAUGGUGAAGAAUCCGAAUUCCAUCUUUCGACUAAUUCAGUUGAAAAUGAGGGAAAGGAAGAGGAGAAUAAGGAGAAAGUGGUUACAGUUAAGCUUGGGAAAUUCAAGAAUGUGGAUGUUGAUGGUGGUGGAUGGGAAGAUGGUGGUGAGAAGAGUAAUAUUGAUGGUAGGAGGUGCUUUUCCAUGGGAUCUUUUGAGUAUGUGAUGGAUGACAACUCAUCAUUACAAGUAUCAAUUAGGCCCCAAAUCAAGAAACAAGCUUACAAGAAGUCAAAUCUACCAAUCACUCCUGGUCACCGGCCGGCAAUGUCGGAAUGUGGUGGUGAUUCAAGACGAGAUUUCAAAGGAAUUGAAGCGUAUAGAAGCAUAAGUGGCGGCAAUGGUGGUGGUUCGAUCAGGAGGGAGAGCUUUUCAGUGUCCAAGAUUUGGCUUAGAGGGAAGAAAGAGAAGCCUAAUUCGAACACAGCAGCCACCAUUGAUGAGCAGCCAUCAUCAACGGGGACUUUCUCGCUACAGUUUUUGCUUCGUCAGAAUGUCGCCGGAGAUGAGUUGAAGGUGUCCGAGGUGGGUUGUGAUGAUCAAGAAACACAGAGUUGUCACAGUGGUGAUCCACCACCAACAGCUGCAGCAAAUCCACCAUCUUUUGCAAAGAGGACUCUGCUUUGGCUUAUGGGCAGGCAGAAAAACAACGUGGUUCAUUCAUCUUCGUCCACAAAUGUUUGAAAUUUUUUGUCCCCAAAUUUGUUGCUAUUUCUCUCUCGUAGGUGUUUUCUUACAUUUGGGGAUGAUUUGAUUCUUUACGAGUACAAAGGAUUUCGAGAUUGAUCAAAUUAAAGAAACCUCAAAACCAAAUGCACCCAUUUUUAUGAUU